Molecule: messenger RNA, 195 nt
Organism: Trichomonas vaginalis G3
Lineage: Eukaryota; Parabasalia; Trichomonadida; Trichomonadidae
Exons: 1
Coding region: 1-195 (64 amino acids)
Source: RefSeq, a predicted model, not a curated record
AUGACCGCGCCACCAGAUGACCAUGAGACAGAGCCAUAUGAGGGCUGCGUUAGGUCUCAGUAUAAUGUCAUGGCGGAUAGCGACGAAGAUUCAGAUGAUUCAGAAGAUAUCGUAACAAAAUCAGAAGCAAAAUCUAAAGAAUCAAAAGAAGAGCAAACAUCAGUUAAGAAAUCAUCGUGUUGUAUAUUACUUUAA